AUGGAAGGUGUAUCAAAGUUAUUCAGAAAGUCCGCGAAGAGAGCAAAACCAUCUUCAGCUCUUCCUGAGGGAUUAUGCCGUCAAUUUUCACUGGCUGAGAUCAAGAUUGCUACCAAUAACUUCAAUGAUGAAUUACUAGUUGGUGAGGGGGGUUUUGGUAGAGUAUAUAAGGGGUUUAUUGAUGACUGUAACAAAACCGUUGCAAUAAAGCGGUUGAAACUCAAGCCGGGACAGGGUCUUGUUUUCGAGGAUUUAAGGACCAAGGUGGUGUUGCUUUGCCAGCUACGCCACCCCAACCUCGUCCCUCUCAUUGGAUAUUGUAUUGAUGAAGGCGAGAAUAUCCUAGUCUACGAGUUUAUAGUCAACGGAAACCUCUUCAGAAAACUCUACUACACGGACCACGAUGAACAUGAUCGCCUCUCGUGGAAACAAAGACUCCGGAUUUGCAUUGGGGUGGUGCGUGCACUGCACUACCUUCACACUGGGGUCAAGCAUACUAUUAUCCACGGUGACAUGAAGCCGGCCAACAUUCUGUUGAACAAGAAAUGGGAGGCCAAGUUGUCAGAUUUCUCCAGGUUUGUCAGUGAUUCUACGAUGCUCGAUACUUUGGGAUACGUGGAUCCCGAAUGUCGCAUUACCAGUGGGCUGACCGAUAAAUCUGACGUCUACUCUUUUGGUGUCGUACUGUUUAAAGUAGUACUCGGCAAAAUGCAUCAGUGGCGUCUGAUUAGCUUGGCCCAAAAAGGGGAACGAGAAUGGAGCUUCAAUAAGAAAAUUGAUCCUUAUCUGAAGGGGAAGAUAGCUCCAGAGUGUUUUAAGGUAUACAUGGACAUUGCAACUUCUUGUGUGCAAAAUGAGGGAAAGGAUCGUCCCACGAUGAAUGAAGUGGAGGUAGGCCUUGAGCAUGCACUGGAACUGCAGGAGAGUGCAGAUGCUGCGAGCAAGGAUGGUGAAUAUUACUGUCCCAUUGAUGAAUAUACCUGUAAUGAUUUUUGGGGGUUCGCUUCUCCAGCCAUUGUUGAAUAUACCUCUAGUUCUUCUCUGCCUGAACUUGAGGAAUUCCUUUCGGAUUCAGAUAGCUUGAGGGAAUACAUUUGA
This is a messenger RNA of Quercus lobata, 1098 nucleotides long. Its product is annotated as receptor-like protein kinase FERONIA. NCBI's taxonomy places the organism in Eukaryota, Viridiplantae, Streptophyta, Magnoliopsida, Fagales, Fagaceae. Bases 1 to 1098 code for a protein of 365 amino acids. Gene Ontology annotation, cellular component: plasma membrane; plasmodesma. Gene Ontology annotation, biological process: protein autophosphorylation. The record is from RefSeq and is a predicted model, not a curated record. Gene Ontology annotation, molecular function: ATP binding; transmembrane receptor protein tyrosine kinase activity. The transcript has a single exon.